UCCCUGUACCAUCGAAGCUCCCUCCGCUACGACUACCUUUCUGAACUGCCUUAAGACCUGUCAAGACCAGCUACAUUUGUUUUGUUUUUAAAUUGUAUUUGAGAUUAUCUUUAAUGAAAAGCGCUAUCUGAAAUAAAUGUACUAUUUUUAAACAGAAAUAGAGUUCCAGGUCACACUUUAUUUGUUUAGUUCCAAAUAAAUGAUUUACAGCCAGGCAUACUUUCGACCAACGAUCUGUUGAUAAGCAACUGCUUGCUAAGGUUAUGGUUCGCUUAGAAUUCGUGUAAGGGUUACGUUUAGGGCUAGGGUUAGGAUAAGGAUAUGGCUUAGGGUUAGUGGAUAGCGGUAGUUAGUUGAAAUGUUGACCGUUAUUGAACAUCUACAAACCAUCUACUUGGGACUAUCCAAAUAAAGUGUUACCGAAAUCCAUUCUAAACCCUGCAUAACGGCAUUCUGCAGAUAUGGGACAUAAAGAAUCCCAUCUCUAUGCGACGGUGAGGGUCACAAUGCCGACGCUUCAAAUGGAACUCUAGAACCCAAGAGAUAUGUCCAGAACUCCCAAGAAAUCUUCAGUUCUUGAUCGACAAACAACGAGAGAUACAGCAUUAGCGAGAGAGACAGCAUUAUGGCGAGCUUUUCAUUCAUUCUCCCUGAAGACGGACAUUGUUCUUUUAAGGACAACGACGUUAACUCAGGGUGGAUCUCAAUGGUGACCCAACUCAACACCCUUGAAGGUCCAGAGUCAGAGAGUCAGAACAUCCGUCUGAGCUUUGCAAAAGUACUUGGCGACAAGUACCACUACGAGAAAUCCAUCGACAGCUCUCUGCUCUGGACUGUUGGCUACACCCCCUACAUUCCCCCAGCUCUGAAAGGAAGGAGCUUCCCCUCUGUCGAGAGCUUCUUCCUGGAUGAGUGGGAGCCACUGACACUCCUGCAGACUCCUCAGGUUCUGUCCACCAGUGUUUCCAUCGAGGAAGACAACCUGAUCCAGUCUGCUGCAGGCCCAGUGUCUCAGGUUCUGUCCACCAGUGUUACCAUCGUGGAGAAUGACCUGAUCCAGUCUGCUGCAGGCCUAGUGUCUCUGGUUCUGUCCACCAGUGUUACCAUCGUGGAGAAUGACCUGAUCCAGUCUGCUGCAGGCCCAGUGUCUCAGGUUCUGUCCACCAGUGUUUCCAUCGAGGAAGACAACCUGAUCCAGUCUGCUGCAGGCCCAGUGUCUCAGGUUCUGUCCACCAGUGUUUCCAUCGUGGAGAAUGACCUGAUCCAGUCUGCAGCAGGCCUCGUGUCUCAGGUUCUGUCCACCAGUGUUACCAUCGUGGAGAAUGACCUGAUCCAGUCUGCUGCAGGCCUAUUGUCUCAGGUUCUGUCCACCAGUGUUUCCAUCGAGGAAGACAACCUGAUCCAGUCUGCUGCAGGCCUAGUGUCUCAGGUUCUGUCCACCAGUGUUUCCAUCGAGGAAGACAACCUGAUCCAGUCUGCUGCAGGCCCAGUGUCUCAGGUUCUGUCCACCAGUGUUACCAUCGUGGAGAAUGACCUGAUCCAGUCUGCAGCAGGCCUCGUGUCUCAGGUUCUGUCCACCAGUGUUACCAUCGUGAAGAAUGACCUGAUCCAAUCUGCUGCAGUCCUAGUGUCUCAGGUUCUGUCCACCAGUGUUUCCAUCGUGGAGAAUGACCUGAUCCAGUCUGCUGCAGUGCUAGUGUCUCAGGUUCUGUCCACCAGUGUUACCAUCGUGGAGAAUGACCUGAUCCAGUCUGCAGCAGGCCUCGUGUCUCAGGUUCUGUCCACCAGUGUUUCCAUCGUGGAGAAUGACCUGAUCCAGUCUGCUGCAGUGCUAGUGUCUCAGGUUCUGUCCACCAGUGUUACCAUUGUGGAGAAUGACCUGAUCCAGUCUGCUGCAGGCCUCGUAUCUCAGGUUCUGUCCACCAGUGUUGCCAUUGUGGAGAAUGACCUGAUCCAGUCUGCAGCAGGCCUCGUGUCUCAGGUUCUGUCCACCAGUGUUUCCAUCGUGGAGAAUGACCUGAUCCAGUCUGCUGCAGGCCCAGUGUCUCAGGUUCUGUCCACCAGUGUUGUCAUCAUGGAGAAUCACCUGAUCCAGUCUGCUGCAGGCCUAGUGUCUCAGGUUCUGUCCACCAGUGUUUCCAUCGUGGAGAAUGACCUGAUCCAGUCUGCUGCAGGCCUAGUGUCUCAGGUUCUAUCUACCAGUGUUGCCGUUGUGGAGAAUGACCUGAUCCAGUCUGCUGCAGGCCCAGUGUUUCAGGUUCUGUCCACCAGUGUUACCAUCGAGGAAGACAACCUGAUCCAGUCUGCUGCAGGCCUAGUGUCUCAGGUUCUGUCCACCAGUGUUGUCAUCAUUGACAAUGACUUGAUCCAGUCUGCUGCAUUCCUAGUGUCUCAGGAGCUGUCUACCGGUGUUGUCAUCGUGGAGAAAGACCUCAUCCAUUCUGCUACAAACCUAAUGUAUCAGGAUAAUGACUCCACACUGAGAGACUCCAACCAACCUGUGAUCUGCGUGGAUGAUGUCUCAACCAAGAGAAGUAGACUUACCAUCACUAUUUCUAUGGUUUCAACCAAGAGUUGCCUUGUUGCUUUACAUGAUGUUGAUGCUAGUGCUACAAGCCUGGAGCAAUCUGCCGAGAAAAUGUCUACUUCUACUAUUGAUGUCAACGACAUCUCAACUGCUGCUGCCAAGAUGAAGAAGAGGUGUGGAUUAUUCUCAUUUGUCUGGAGAGCUCUCAGGGGGACGAACAAGACGCCUCUAAGCUAAAGUGGCUUCCAAGAAAGAGGACGAAAUCAACAAAGAUGUGAGCAGCCUCACCUGCCACCACAACACCACACAGGGAGAUCACUGAUGCAGGCACCCACAAUGGUGUUCCUAUGUUUUAUCCCACUUUGUCUUCAUCCCCAAUCCCUUUCCCCCACCCCACCCGUUUUAUCUUCAGUAAACCUUUUGUCAAUGCA
Molecule: messenger RNA, 2958 nt
Organism: Oncorhynchus masou masou (cherry salmon)
Lineage: Eukaryota; Metazoa; Chordata; Actinopteri; Salmoniformes; Salmonidae
Exons: 3
Coding region: 626-2764 (712 amino acids)
Source: RefSeq, a predicted model, not a curated record